Messenger RNA from Sphaeramia orbicularis (orbiculate cardinalfish), 2226 nucleotides. RefSeq names its product peroxisomal biogenesis factor 19-like. The record is from RefSeq and is a predicted model, not a curated record. Gene Ontology annotation, biological process: protein import into peroxisome membrane. Gene Ontology annotation, cellular component: peroxisomal membrane; peroxisome. The coding region runs from base 35 to 919 and encodes 294 amino acids. The transcript is spliced from 8 exons. NCBI's taxonomy places the organism in Eukaryota, Metazoa, Chordata, Actinopteri, Kurtiformes, Apogonidae.
GACCGACCUGGGAAUUUGUGGACCAGAUACCAUCAUGGCGUCGGGAGCAGGAGAGUCGUCCGGAGGACACGAUGCAGAACUGGACGAGUUACUGGACAGUGCGCUGGGUGACUUUGACAAGGCGUCGGACCCUCCUGCACCGGCCUCCACCUCAGCCAGCAGCGGAGCCGAGAAGCCGCCUCUGCUGGAAGACUGUAAGCUCUUUGAGACUCUGUUCGAAGGCGACAUGGCAGCUCAGGCCCGGGAGGAGUGGGAGAAGGCCAUGACGGAGCUGGCCAGCGAGGAGCCCGAGUUACUGCAGCACUUCCAAAAACUGUCAGAGGCCGCAGGGAAAGUCGGAACUGACACCGCCUCGCAACAAGAGUUCACAUCCUGUCUGAAAGAAACCCUCCGCGGCUUGGCCAAAAAUGCAGACAACCUGCAGACAUCAGGUCUGGCUGGAGAGGACCUGGUCAAAGCUCUAGAAGGCCUGGGGUUGGAAGAAGGAGGCGAGGGAGGUGGGGAGGAAGGGAAUAUCCUCCCUAUCAUGCAGUCCAUCAUGCAGAACCUUCUCUCUAAGGAAGUGCUUUAUCCGUCUCUCAAAGAGAUCACUACUAAGUAUCCUGAGUGGUUGGACACCAACAAGCCCAGCCUGAGCCCAGAAGACUACCAGCGCUAUGAGCAGCAGGCCAAAAUCAUGGGAGACAUCUGUAAGCUGUUUGAGAAGGAGGAGGAGGGCGCCGCCGAGAAGGAGAGCACGUUUGAGAACAUCAUGGACCUCAUGCAACAGUUGCAGGACCUUGGCCAGCCACCCAAAGAGCUUGCAGGUGAUGCGCCUCCUGGAUUCAACUUUGACAUGGAGUCCCUGAACCUCUCCGGAGGCCUCGGAGGACCCGGUGGUCCCGGGGCCGGGUCGGCGGAGCAGUGCUCCAUCAUGUGAUCGGACGGCGGCGUCACCGGAGCCGAGGUCACUCUGUGCAUCAGUCUCAAGGAGGGAUGAUGACCGAGUGGGAGGACGGAGAGGUGAGGAGCGUCAGCACCGUCCUCCCUCUGGCUGAAGGUGUGUGGACGAGGACGAGGCACAAAAACAUCAACAGGAACCACACACACACUAACGCACUUUCUCUGUAACAUCACUGAAGGCACGUUCAGAACAUCCCUCAGAACAUCCCUGCUUUAGUUGGUCAGUGGUUGUUGUUUUUAACAGGGUUCCUUUCAGCUGCUUGCUCACCACUGGCCUCCAUUUUAUUUUUACCGUACUGUUUAGCCUCAUGGUCAAAGAUGAUCAAACCACCUGACGGGUAUAAACAGUGCCUUUGACUCUUCGAUUCUAAUUUUAGGUGUCCUUCAAAGCACUGCAGGUUCUUAUUUUAAAGUGGGGGGAAGUUUCAGUCCCUUAACACCUCACCUUGAUUAACUUUUGUUCAAUUCAACCAUUUUUUCUGUACAGCAUUUGACUAAACGAGUUAACGAUUUAUUAAACUGUAAUGAGAAAGAAAGUAUAUAAUUAUUUAAAGAGUGAAAACACCAACACUUUGUAAUUGAACAGCCCCCUUUUACCUGAGUGUCAUUCCUCCUCAUUCCCAGGUAUCGAUUUGAAGUGAUUGAGGUCUAAUGAUUCCCGGACGCCUUUGCUGUGGUUACUGUCAACAUUAUAGUGUAGAGUUACUGUGCAAAGUGCUCCCCAUGUGAUUGCCAGUUUUUUUUUUUUUCUAUAACAGAGUGAUGUUUGUCUUUGGUUUGGGGUCCCAUACCAGGAAGGAAAACACUUGAGUGGGUUUCUAACUCGAUAGCAUGAACGGUUCUCCCUUUUACCCGCCAUUAAAAGUACAUUAUGUUGUUUUUUUUCUCCAUAAAACUAAACUUCACAUCAGACAAAAUCAUCACCGUAACUCAUACCUAUUCAAUAAUGGGCAGAAUUAUGCUGCUAUCAUGUCCACCGUGAUCAGUGGGUUUGUUUACACACACACACACACACACACACACACACACACACACACACACUUUGGUUUGGACUCCUUUCACCUGGCAACAAAACUUUACCUCUGUCGACAACAGAGAGGUCUAGAAACCAGCCAGGGACUCAACUAUAAAAUAAAAGGUGUGUGUAAAAGGGUUCGGUCAUCCGUACACUGAAAAUCCAGAACAGCCAACACACACCGGGGGGGGGGGGGGGGGGGGGGUGUCAUUAGAGGGGGAUGCAGCCUAUUCAGCUCUCAGGGCCGAAGCAGACAACACCCAGAACAC